Xiphias gladius (swordfish) is the source of this 3439-nucleotide messenger RNA. It is a transcript of the gene pdp1, whose product is annotated as pyruvate dehydrogenase phosphatase catalytic subunit 1. Gene Ontology annotation, biological process: protein dephosphorylation. The coding region runs from base 129 to 1700 and encodes 523 amino acids. NCBI's taxonomy places the organism in Eukaryota, Metazoa, Chordata, Actinopteri, Istiophoriformes, Xiphiidae. The transcript is spliced from 9 exons. Gene Ontology annotation, molecular function: cation binding; protein serine/threonine phosphatase activity. The record is from RefSeq and is a predicted model, not a curated record.
UCAGCGCUAAGCCAAUCAGCAUUCAGAUUGCGUCGCGUCGCUCCAGGGUAACACGGACCAGAGUGUCGGUGCCAAGAUAUGAACUCUAGUAGCUACUUCACGUCCGUCGGUUAAGAGCACAGUCAGCCAUGCCUGUGACAUCUCAGCUGCUCAGGGGUUUACCCCGCACCAAGGUCUUGGCCUCCAGUCUGUUACCAUCUCAACAGCACCAGUCCCAUUUAGCACCCAUCACUCAACGACCUGCCUCAAGACGUCCAUCCCACAUGUGGCAGAGUCACCAGCACUCAAGAAGAUACCAGACAGCGACAGUGCUCCGCAGCUACAUCCUCACGCCUCCACAGGUCAACUCCAUUCUCAAAGCCAACGAGUACAGCUUCAAGGUGCCAGAGUUUGAUGGGAAGAAUGUGUCAUCAGUGAUGGGUUUUGAGAGUAAUCAGCUGCCAGCCAAUGCCCCUAUAGAGGACCGUCGCAGUGCAGCCACAUGCCUGCAGACACGAGGAAUGCUGCUGGGUGUGUUUGAUGGCCAUGCUGGCUGUGCCUGCGCUCAGGCGCUGAGUGAGAGGUUGUUUUACUACAUAGCGGUGUCUCUGCUGCCCCACGACACAUUAUGUGAGCUCGAGGCAGCUGUAGAGUCCGGCAGGGCCCUCAGUCCCAUCCUGCAGUGGCACAAACACCCCAAUGACUACUUCAGCAGGGAAGCUCAGACGCUCUAUUUCAGCAGCCUCCGAACUUACUGGCAGGAGUUAAUAGAUCUCACCAGCCCAGGCGAGGUUCCAGACACCCGCGAGGCGUUGCUGAGUGCCUUCAAGAGGCUGGACAAUGACAUCUCUCUGGAGGCUCAGGUUGGAGAUCCGAAUGCUUUCCUGCACUAUUGGGUUCUGAGAGUGGCCUUUUCUGGAGCAACAGCUUGUGUGGCUCACAUCGACGGAUCAGAACUGUUUAUAGCCAAUGCAGGAGAUGCCCGGGCAGUGUUGGGGGUGCAAGAGGAGGAUGGUUCAUUUAGCGCUCACACCCUCUCUAAUGACCACAACGCCCAGAACGAAGAUGAGGUGACUCGGAUACGGGGUGAACACCCUCCAUCAGAGAGAAAGACAGUUAUACGACAGGACCGGUUGCUCGGCCUCCUCAUGCCGUUCCGUGCAUUCGGGGACGUGAAGUUCAAGUGGAGUAUUGAACUUCAGAAGCGCGUGUUGGAGUCUGGACCUGAUCAGCUCCAUGAAAACGAGCACACCAAGUUCAUCCCACCAAACUAUCACACACCACCCUACCUGACCGCUGAGCCAGAGAUCACAUACCACAAACUUCGGCCACAGGAUCGCUUCCUGGUGAUCGGCUCUGAUGGCCUCUGGGAGACCCUCCACAGACAGGAAGUGGUUCGUGUUGUGGGAGAGUAUUUAACAGGGGUGCACCAGCGUCAGCCGCUCAAAGUCGGAGGCUACAGGGUCACCCUAGGACAGAUGCAGGGGCUUCUUGAAGAGAGGAAGGCUCGCGUGUCUUCGGCUUUCGAGGAUCAGAACGUGGCGACCCACCUGAUGCGUCACGCGGUGGGAAAUAACGAGUUUGGCACGGUAGACCACGAGAGGCUUUCGAAAAUGCUGUCGCUGCCCGAGGAGCUGGCUCGCAUGUACCGGGAUGACAUCACCAUCAUCAUUGCUCAGUUCAACCCUCAUGUGAUUGGAGCACAGAGACAGGAAGGGUAGUCUUGCGCUGUUCAAAAGCCAUUCACUGGUGUCACACUGACGAGUACACUCACCUCUGUAAAUGUGUACUGCAGAUCUACACGUAAGCACACUCUGUGGACAAGCAGGCCACAGCGAGAAAAUAACUGAAGGAAUUUGUUUUCACUCUAUUUAUGUAAAGAAUUUGUAUGUUUUUAUGCAGUGCUGCAGAAGAUCCGGUUUCUUAUGACGUAAAAAAACUCUCUCUAAAAACAAGUUUGAAGUGUUUUAUAUAAGAUGUUAUUUAUGACAAUAUUCUGCUGCAACCGUUUCAUAAACACUUAUCUGCAAGGCUGAUAAGACACUGUUACUAACUGAUUUUUGUGCCAAAAGUUUCAACCGUUCAACCUUGUUUACUGUAAGACUCAGCAGGGUUGAAAUUAUAGAAAUUCCAAGGAGGGUGAAGGUUGGGACUUUACAAGUAAAGAGUCCCUGCAGCACUGAUCCAACCUGCCUUUUCAGAUAUGGACUCUUAACUGGUCUGAGACAUGAUAACACCAGACUCUCUUUUUCUGUUGUCGGGUUUUGACACUCAAGUUAAAGUGCUGACGUUGAGCUCACAUCCAUAGGACAUUCACAUCCAUACUGGAUUGACAGUGUAGGACCCACAGUGCAUUGGAUGUGGAUGUAAAUACCCUAGCAUUAAAGUUUAGCCCAGAAGAUCGUCCCAAGAGAAAGAGGGAAGAGAGAGAAAAUAAUUCUGUUUCAAAAUUUUAUGGAUUUUCUCAGACUUUUCUCUCUAAUGUUUACUUCUUUAAAAAAAAAUACUGGAUACUUUCACCUCUUUGGGCUUUUAAAAAUCCUUUGAAUGAAACAACCUGAGAUGAAUAUUGUUCAGCUGCUUACAACUUGUGUUUUGAGCAGCCAGUAACGUUUAACAAGAGAACACAAAUAGGCAGUGCCUCAUUUUAAAGGGUCACAAGCCAGAAUGGUUUGGAACCACUGAGCUUGUUUUUAUUUAAAACCCAGUAGUACACUGACGACAAAGUUAAAACAAAACUGUCCAACUAUUCACAAUAUUUUUAACAAGUUAUGAGCUUGAACCAUUACAGGUAGAAUGAUAUGUACCAGGCUUUUCUGUGACACUAUCACUUGAUUAUUAUGGUGUUUCUUUGCUGAAAAAAGUAAUAGUAAAGUGAAAUAUUCUCCAUUUCUCAACACUACUUUGGCUAGAAAGACAGUAGUAGAUUUAAAGUCAGUAUGUGUGUUAGUGAACCCUCUAAGCAAACACACUAACUGAACUUUACCACAAUCAAACCAUGUGGUAAAAUCGGUGAAGCUUCUGUUUUCAAGGGGUUGUAGUAAAAUCACAGUUUGUAGUUAUUUUCCAAGCUUUGUUGGCUUUAAAGGGAUGCAUGGUCAUCUUGCCUUAUGUUUUUUUUUUUUUUUUUUCUCACAGUUCAUUAGCAGUGUUGAAAACAGUUUCUUACAGAUUUUUUUAUUCACGACAGCAAUGGUGAAAGUAGAAGCAGACUACUCUCCUUAUACUCUCCAGUUAAACACUAUUUACAGGGGCAUGGCUUUGUGUUUAAGUGUAUUUAAGCCCAGAUGAAUGAGCAGAAUGUAAAUUUGAAACAAGCUGUUUGAAUAUUAUUAAGUUUAUUUAUUCAGCUUUAGCAUUAUGUUACACAUGUUUAUCUAAGGUUGUAUGUAUAAAUUGUAACUUAUGUGGAUUAAGUUUUGUAUAUAGAAUGGUUUAAUAAAAGACUGUAUACACAACA